AUGAGCCAUACUUCCGUCAUUACUUUGAACGUGACCCAAGCAAGGGAAUCAAAUGAGUUUAUAGUAGUAACAGUUGAGGCUAAUCCUCACAGAAUCCCAGUUUAUAUGUCUAAGCCCACACCCCUGUGGAAUAUUCCCCGAUCGCUUGAUUUUGGCAUACUAGUACAAGAAAACAAAGUAAUAACAAAGAUACUUCCCAUCGAAAAUCAAGGUUCACAAACUGGAACGUUUCGGAUAUUGAAUACUUCUAGCCCUUCAAUUGCUAUAGUGCCACGGUUUGGUCGAGUUGGGCCAUUUUCUCACACUGAUUUGAAAGUAACCUUCAUUCCAAAAAAGAUUCAGGAUUUCAUGGAAUCUGUCAGGUUUGAACUGGAAGAAACUAAAUUUUUUAACCUUGAGAUCACUGGCAAAGUCAUAAAACCAGAGUUUAGAAUUACAAGCUGUAGGACUGUUGAAAAUUCUAGAGGUGAAGAUGACGCUCCGAUAAGCCACUGGAACUUUGGCUAUGUUUAUUACAAUACUGAUGUUUCGUGCACUUGGAACCUAGUAAACUACUCUCCAAGGGAUGCAUCAUUUGCCGCUAGUUUUUACAAUAAGAAUGAUUCUAAGUCGACAAACAACACGGGCAUUGAAAAUCCAUCAAAAAGUGAAAAGAGUGAUUCACCAAUCCAACUAAGUGAGUAUUUUGGCAUAAAUCCUGACCACGGGGAACUAAAACCAUUUGAGAAGCUACCAGUUUCUGUGUGUCUUGCUCCGCGGUGGAAGAAGUCAAAACAAGGAUUUGUCAGUUUAAAUGAAUCUCCACCGGUAAAGCCGUUUUCUGUCUACUUGCGUAUACGCAAAGUAGAUUUGGGAGCGGGUGAUUGGUCUAAUAAAGAGGAAUUAAAAAAUUCUACAAGAUCUUCAUUUGUAUCGGAUGACAAAAGUAACUUGGAAAUUAUCAUAACAGGAUGCCUGAUACCAGUACAAUUAUUGAUUUCACCAGUCACCCAACAGCUUGAUGUGGAAAGACAAGUCAUGAGCUCAGAUGAAGGAAGUAGUGAAAUCAAUAUGACGAUCAUUAAUGAAAACAUAAAAAUUAAGCAACUGUAUGAAAACCAACUAAGUGUGAAUUUUCCUGCAUGUUUAAUUGGACUAAAAGAAUGUGGUUACUUAAAAUUGUCGAAUCAGAGCAAACAUCUGCCAAUCCAUUUUCGAAUACCUCGAAUUGCUCACUUUACUGUGACACCGGAUAAAGGAGUGAUUCGCCCACUGAAAGCUUGUCCAAUUGUGGUGUCCUUUAGUCCAAAACAAUUUGUGAAAUUCAACCCAGGUAUCGUUCCUAAGUGGGCACAUGAAGUUGGAAGGAAUACGGAUCUUGUCACAUUUGGCUCAGAUUAUGAAUGUCCAAGAGCUGCCAUCAUCAGUCUUAUGAGUAUGAAAAGUUUGAGAGGUUUACAGUCACAUGUAUCAAGGUCGGAACCACUAACUAAAAUGUCUACAAAGGUCACUUUCCCAAAUGACAGAUAUACCAGUAUUCGACCGACUAAUAAGCAAGAAGAAUUUAAAACACUAUUUUGUCGUUUGACAAGAUAUACAUACACAGAUCCAGAUUAUGAAUGGAACAAGGAAGAAUCGAAUGAAAUAUUUAAACGACAGUUAACCUAUGCUGAUGUUUAUAGAAAUCAUGCGCAGCUAAUCGAAAGAAUUCAAGAAGAUCGUAAAUUAAUGAAAUGGAAUGAAUCACCGGAUGAUGGUGUUGUUUUUAUGGAAUUGGAUAGAUUAUCACCGAAAUUGAAAAUUGAAAAAUUCGAAGAAUUUAAACAAGUAGAUAAAAUCAAGUCAAUAAACCAGACGAAAAGCACAAGAAGCGCAAGAAAGAGCAUGAAGAAAAAGGCUGAAAAGGUCUUGCCACUUAAAAUGGUUACUAAAAGUAAAGUCAAUGAAGAAUGCAACAAAACGUUAUCAGUUAAAGACAUUGACGAAAUAUCCAUAUAUCCAACAAAGGUCGAGUUUCAAAAUAUUUGCCCUAAUACGGAAUCUACGCAAUUUAUUACAAUUACUAAUCCAUUGAAACAGUGCAUUUCAUUUAAGCUGGACACCGAUUUAGAUGAAUUCAAACCAACCGAUAUAAGGGAAUACAUAGUUCAACCGAAAUCAUCACUUGAUAUACCAAUAAGAGUAAAAAUUUCAAAAUUAUGCAAUUUUCAGUGUAAUUUGGAUUUCUCAGUCAAUGAUCGACAUAAAAGCAAUUUAGUUGUGUGUGCAACAGUCGUGCCAGUUCAGUUGACUCUCAGCUCAUCUACAAUUGAACUUACAUCAGCUAAUCUAUCUUAUGGUCUAAUUAAAGUAAGUGGAAUGCGUGGAUAUGUUACAUUAAUCAAUCCGUUGCAUGCACCAGCAAGAUUUCUUUGGCAAUCAUCUGGCGUUCAAAAUCCAUUUACAAUAUGUCCAAAAACAGGCAUUGUAGAACCGUUUUCGUCUUUGAAUUGUGAGUUACUCAGAGUAGAUGAAAAGCAUGCUGGGACAUCGCCUUCAGCAAUAAAUGAUUUAUCUGGACACCAUAAAGAUAUUGAGUUAUUAUGUAGAGCAAAACUGUUACCGAGUAAAUUAUCAUUUUCAACACGCCGUCUACCACUUGGAUCAUUAGCACAUGGUUUGCCUUGUACGCGUCAAAUAACUAUAUUCAAUUUAGGACAAAACUCUGUCCUCUUCAACAUCAAUAAAGAGUCCAAAAAUGUUAAUAUUAACGGCGACAUUACAUCGUAUAUGCACCGGUUAUCAGGAGCUCUACCAGCUAAAGUUGACAUGCAAGUUGACCCAAGUGAAGGUGAAAUACCUGUUAGCGGUGAGAUAACUCUGAAGGUCACCUGUGUGCCUAUCGGUUUGGGAAAAUUCGAAUCUUCUAUGGUACUGAGCACUUAUGACGGUCAGAAUAUUGACUUGUCCGUAUGCGGAACAGUACUCAAACCGGAAAUUGAAUUAAUUUCGAAUCUGUAUGAAUUUGGUGGUGUCAGAGUUGGUUCAAUGAAAAGUCUUCCACUUGGCAUAAUUAAUCAUGGCAUCACUCGUGUAUUAAUUGAGAUUGACUUAAAAAGUUAUGAUGAAUUCCAAAUUUCAGACUGUGUGAAUUCAUUUUCGGCAGAUGAAUAUAUGAAUGAAAGAAUCAACACGAAUGAGACCAAGGUGUCGACACGAAGCCAACUGUCUAAUUUAUCUAACUGCGAUCAACUGGAAAAACACUCUAUGAUUAGUAUUGCAAAUCCACAUUCUCAUAGUUAUUUGGAAUUUGAUUCGGAGAGUAAUGUUUACCACAUUUUUGUAUCACCUAGAACCAAAUGGGUCGGUAGUAUAAUUUAUAAACCAAAAGUUGUAUCGUUUCAUGACUUCACGCUUCCACUUGUUAUCAACAAACUUCAUCCGAAACUAAUCAGCCAAAAGUUUGGGCAAACGAAUAGUGAUCAAGAGCGACCGGCAAGUGAAACUGAAGCAAAUUCAAAGCUAAUCACAGAAGAAUAUGAAGCUCAGGAUCCCGGACUAAUCAACAGCAGAAUGAAAGAAAUGAAAUACACAUCAAAUUUAAACAUUAGUACAAUAUAUAAACUAUUUGAUGAAAUAAAAUUCUCACAGAAAGAAUUUCUUGACACAGAGGACACAUCUUCAGAUCGAACUUCUAACCUAGGUAGUAACGUGAGACAGCAAUCUGUCGGAAAAUGUACAUAUGGUUUAACGGAUUCAAACAAUAACAUUCGCGAUAUUGCCAGUAGUCCAAUCACUGGCAUAAAUCCUUCUGGAAACCUGGAAGAUUCUGAUCAACCAAGAUCGUCACCGUCAACAACUGCUACAAGAAGAACCAAUUGGUAUGGGUCAUGUAUAUUCCUACCGGACUGGCAGUUAAUUGACCGGGCGGCAACGGAACAAGUACAACGUUGGCUAUGCGUACACGGAUUUCCAGUAGGACGUUACCCAUUAAAAUUUCCAGAUGACUUUCGAAAUUGCAUAUCACUAACAGCUACUAUAUCUGAUAUUUCAAUUAUGGGUGACAAACAAAAGUCUAACCCUAAAUUCACACAAAAUGCAUUACCAAAUGAAUCAAAUCAAAGUGUCAGUCUCAGAAGAAACAAUAAUCAACCAAGUGAAACAGUUUCACGCAGUCUAAAUCCAUUAUAUAACUGUCUGCAACACCUUUGUUGUAAUAAGCAACCACCUGGUCUACUUCCCUCAAUAAAUUUGCCAAUAGAUAAUCCUUAUGAAGCAUUAUCAACUGUUUAUUUCUACUGUUCUGCUUUACUGACAUUUGCACGAAGUCAAGGCAGUUGCUUACCACAUAUUUUACCAGAACAUUUGAUGGAACCAAACGAUUAUCGUUUAUGGUACAAAUAUGGAUGUCCUGGUUUAACAGAAUCUGCACGCACAGUGUGUACAUCAAUGAGCCAGAGUCUAAACACCAUACCAACGACAGACUUUGAAAAACCACAAGCAGCUAACUAUGGCAGUAAACAGAAUAAUUAUGAUUCAAUAAAGAUUGAUUUAUGCCUUCUGAGUGAAUCAACGGUAGAACGGUUUUUAAUAAUAUCUGAAAGGGCAUGGACAGAUUUAAUGCUGCAGAUAAUCAAGUGUCUUCUAUUCAAUCGAAUAACCACUAGCUCACUUGACCUGAUUACUUUACCGCCAAAAGUGUUACGACUAAACCAGACAUGUUCAUUGUCAUCAACCUCAUCAUCAGCGUCUUGCCCACAUCAGAAUGAGUCCAGUAGAUCAGACCAAGUUGUGGCACAUGCAGUACGCUUGCCGGCUAAGAAUAACAGUAUACAAAAAUCUAAACCGACACAUCUGAAUGAUACACAGGUGAAUAGUUGUUAUUCACCGUGUGAACGUAUCCUUUUGGCUUGGUUAAAUUACUGUUAUCAUCAGUAUGCGUGUCAGAUAUGGCCGGAGAGGAAAUCAGUAUUCAAGGAUAGCUGGAUUGUUACUAAUUUUGAUAAUGAUCUACGAGAUGGAAUUGUACUAGCCAGUACCAUCGGUGCAUAUAUACCUAGUCUUAUCCCCAAUUAUUUAUCUAAAAUGUAUACACAACCAACAUCAAAUGAGCAAUGUUUUCAUAAUGCAAUUAUUGUAGUUCAAGCAUUAAGAGUAAUUCGUUUCGAAUACGAUUUAUAUCCAUCCGAUUUAACAAGUCCACAUCCAUUUGGAAUGUCACUAUUAUGCUUACACUUAUCCUGUCAACUACCUGACUAUUUACCGAAACAAACAAUACAUUUUACAGGUCUUUUAAAUUCUACAACAAAACGUCAACUAGUUAUUACAAACACUAGUUCUCAUACAUUAACCUACUACUGUGUUAUAAUUGGUCCAAAUGCAAUCGAUUUUACUUGUACACUCAGUGGAAAUUUAAAUAAAUCUACAAAACGUGAAAAUAAUAAAGUGCAUACCAAUAGAAACGAAGCAAAAAAGUCAAAACGUUCAGCAGAUUACAACGUUACUGUCAAUAAUAGUAACGAACAGUUGUGUAACAAUGUGAAAGAAAUGAGAAUUACCAUAUCACCGAAAGGGAAAAUUCAGUUAUGCAUUGAAUACAAAUCUCGUUUCCUAAAACCAACAGAAGCAAUAUUUUUAGCAGUCUCUCAACGUCAAAAUACAUUUCAAGGCAAAAACUUAUCAUUCUUACUGUCAGGAAGUGUUGGUGGACUUGAAAUGCUACCAGUUAAAGUUGUCAAAUCACCAUGUUAUCAAAUGACAGAAUUCAAGCUACCAGUUAUAAAUCCAUAUAAAUUAGAUGGUAUAUUUCAGAUAACAGUGAUCGAGAGUCGUAGUGAUUUAUUUAACUCACUAUGCCAAGUUCAGGGCUUAAAUACAAUCACAAAAGAAUCACAUUCUGAAAAUAUUUUGGCCAGUGAAACAUAUUCUGUUACAGAACGAAGUUCAUUUGACCAAUCAUCAGAAAAUAGUCAGCUACCUCCAGAAAUCUUGAAAGAAUAUUAUCAAAGAACUCAAUACCAGUCGUUUUACUGUCGUGAGCUUACUAUUCAAUUAUCUGGGAACGUUAACAACACCAGUACAAAUUUAUACCCCAUCAAGCAGUCCACUAGUGAAGAUAGUAAAGUGCAACAGAAAUAUGACAGUUAUAUUCGGAAUUUAAGUGAAGUAUCCAUUGUCUACUUACCCUUAGGAUGGGGUACAAGAGAAUGUUGCUUAUUGCUAUCUAAUGAUAAGAUUGGUGAAUUCGUUAUGCUUCUAAAAGGUAUUGCUCAAUUACCACAGCCGAGUCUGUUGCCGUUUUCUGAUUUUCAAAAUGAUCUAAACACUGAGAAGUCUCCUACACAAAAAGAAAGAGGAUAUCGUAUUAGAUCUGCAGUUGCAGCAGCAUCUUUUGGCCGUUCAGGUGAUCCAAAUGUUAUAUACCUACGAUGUCCCCUAGGAUGUGAAGUACAAGAGACCUUAUUGUUACCAGUAAAGAAUGAAUUACGUCGAACGGCUUUGUUAAACGCUAUACGCAUACGACUGCCACCGUCUGAAGUCAGACGUCGUCAAAUAGCGAAUACACUGGAGUCAGAUGAAUUACUUGAACUUGCUAACAAGGAGUUGAUACUACCCAACUAUGAAGAAAGUGCAUCUGGAAAAAGAACAAAACCACAGAAAAGACUGCAUAUGUCGCGUCAUUUACUGUAUACUGUCGAAAUUGAUUCCAACAUGAUACAAGUCCCAUCAAAGAUACAAGUGCCACUUCAAACAGAUUCAGAUUCCGAUUCUACAUUUCCACUUCCUCUAAAAAUUGUGGCUGAUAAACCAGGCGUAACUUCGGCUAAACUGGUACUACAAGGUCCAGAUGAUAUACGACUUUAUCGUAUUGAAUGCGUAGUUUUGCCUGGAAACGAGAAGAUCGUUUUAACAUUUACUUCGCCACUAAAUCAUCCUAUUACCCAACCUUUGCCAAUUGUGAAUAAAACAGCCUAUGAUUGGGAGUUAGUUUCGAAGUUUGUGGGUUACCCAAUAUGGUUUACUGGGCCGUCCGUUGUAAAUAUACCGUCAAAUACAACUGUUCAAUAUCCUAUAACCUAUUUACCCAGAAGAGAAGCGGAAAGUCAUACGAAACUUAUCCUUCGAAAUAUGACUGAUGGUAGUCAGUUACAAUAUCACUUAAACGGAACUGUUCUGAAGCCAAUGUCACUGGGCAAAAUUAGUCUUGAAUUUACAAUCAGUGCUUGUGAAGUAAGAGAAGGAAUCUGUAAGAUUUCAAAACAAACUCAUUUACAAACAUUCAGCGUAAAAAUACCAAAUUCUACAUCAAUUAAACAAAGUUUUCAACUACAAACAAAUCUACCUAAAGGUUUAAUUGAAUGGAUACCAAAUAGUCAGAAGCCUAUGGUGAAUUGUAUUGAAGUUAUGUCUGGUCGUACUGAUGAUUGUAAAUUCCAGGUUUCCGCUUCAAAACGAGGAUGUUAUCGAGGUGUUUUGGUUUUUGUUGCAAACGCUCGAAAUAAUAAUUCAGAUAGUGAUGAUGAAGAUGGAAAUGAUGGACAGCUAAAGUUGAAUCCAGCCUAUCGAAUUUGGUAUGAAAUAGAAAUCAACAUAAAACCAGGUCCACCAAUAAAACAAGUUGAAGUUGUUUGCCCAUGUCUAAGUUGCAAAACUAUUGAAUUACCGUUUACAUUACAAUUAGAAUGGUUCACAAACAGUCAAACAAUUGAAUUUGAUGUAACCAUAGAUGAUAAAUGCCUAAGUGGUGCUAAAAUACAUUCUUUACACUUCGAUGAUAAUUCUGGAAAAAGUUCAUCGGUCUACCGGUUAGAAUAUACUCCAUCCAUCAUUGGAGUCAGUAAUGCAGCUGUUAUUUUUCAUAACCCGAAUUGUGGAGAGUUUUGGAUUGAACUUAUAUUGAGGGCCAUAAAACCGGAAUCUGUCAAUGUGCCACUUAUAGAAGCCGAAUUAGGAAGCUCAAAAGUGACUAAAAUAGUACUAAACAACCCAACUGAUGAAUUUUACAUUUUAAAACCAAAAUUAUUCAAUACUGAAGUCUUCAAAUUACAGUUAGCUACAUCAGCUAGCCAGCUAGCGAAUAUAACGUCCUCAAAAGCAUCAGGAAUUGAUGAUGUUUACUCCCACUUACAAAACUCAACAAUAUGUCAAUAUACUGAAGAUGGUUUAUUAGCUCUUAGUGAAGAUUUGAAAUAUUCAUCUCAAGCAUCAUUGAUCAAUCGAAGUGCUUCAAGUACACUAGACGGGAUAAUUAAAUUAAAGCCAAAAAGUACAUUAUAUCUCGGAUUAAAAUUUACACCAUGUGCUAUUGGAGAAGCAGAACACCAAGGAUCGAUAGUAUUCCAUUCAGAGAAACUGACAGAAUGGUGUUUCAUGCUAUUUUGGCAGCGACAGGCCAGCCAACAUAAAUAUUUAUUCAACUUUUCAACUUUUGAUGAAACGACAAAAAAUAUACCUUUAAAGAGUAAAACAGUCUUUGAAAUACCCAUAUCCUAUGCGCCGAUUGAAAUGCGAGAACAUGAAGCCCUUUGCACAGUUAUUAUGCACAAAUCAAAUUCAACCAAAUGUGGAUCAAGUAAAGUAGAGAAAUCAUCAUCUAUACGUUGGCUGAUUCCGAUAAAAGGUAUUCCGGAAAUGAAGUCACUUUCUUACCCAUUAUCGGAUUCCAGAGAAUUAACCUUGCCUUAUUAUUGUAACUACAAUAAAAAUGCAUUUAGAAAGCCACUUGUGAUCAAUGGAACUGUACGAUCUAAAUCAUACUACAUAGUAACUUUGAGACUAUUAAACUCAUUAACUCAUACAAGUGAUCAGAAUUUAUCGUUUCGUGAUCAAAUGAAAGAUAUUGAAGUUCAUUCCCUGACAUCCAAAGAAGAACGAAGUAAAUUUGAUGAACAAAUGUUUGGUAAAACCGCAGUUGCAACUACUGAAUCAUUAUUCAAUCAGUCAGCAUUGUGGGAACAAAUUCAAGUGGGAAAUUUAGAAUGGACAAUGAAACCGGUUAUAAAAAAAGAAGAUGAACCCUUAGCUAAACUAAUUGAAUUAGAUAAAGUCUUAGUGAGAUCGUUAAACAUGAAAUUACUUCAGGUUAAGAAACAUGAUGAUUUAGAAUUCACAGAACUAGACGUCGGCAUGAUAUUUUCACCAUCACUUUCAUUCAAAUGUAGUGCAGAUUUAAUGGUACGUACGUGUCUUGGGGGAAUUUGGAAAUUUGGCCUGAUUUUCAAAUCGAAAGAUCCUCCAGUUGAUGAUACAAUCUAUUUUCCACAUCGAGGAAUUGGUCGUUCAGUUAAAGUUCAUUUGGCCUUAAAUAGUCAAUUAAAUGAACCACUGAAAUUUAUUGCAACAUUAUAUCCUGAAAUCAAACUGAAUAUACCAUCCAACCCCUCACUUACUGAUACAGACGGAGAGAAUGGAAUGGCAUUAUCAACUAAUAGGAAACAUCCCAGUAUACAAAGCACCGAAGGGGAAGCCGCAUCCGACCACAUACGUCAUUUGAACGUCGAAAAACAACCACACUGA
Heterobilharzia americana is the source of this 9474-nucleotide messenger RNA. The record is from the annotation of a GenBank genome assembly. Lineage: Eukaryota; Metazoa; Platyhelminthes; Trematoda; Strigeidida; Schistosomatidae.